CGGGCCGUUUCAGAACAUCACCGCUCAAGAAAAAGAAAAAAGCUUAAUAGCAAAGAGAGACGGAAUCUGCUUUGGCCGAUUAUCAACUUUGAGGGGAAGGAAUCAAACGGACGACGAUGGCGGAAGAGGGACAAGUGAUCAGCUGCCACACUGUUGAUUCAUGGAACGAGCAGCUGCAGAUAGCUAACGCGUCCAAGAAGCUGGUGGUGGUGGAUUUCACAGCUUCAUGGUGCGCGCCAUGUCGUUUUAUUACACCAGUCCUGGUAGAGCUUGCUAAGAAGAUGCCCCAAGUCACAUUCUUGAAGGUGGAUGUGGAUGAAUUGAAGACUGUGGCUCAGGAUUGGGCUAUCGAGGCAAUGCCAACUUUUAUCUUUCUCAAAGAGGGCACAAUAAUUGACAAGGUUGUGGGUGCAAAGAAAGAUGAAUUGCAACAGAAAAUAACCUCACAUUCUAGCAUGCUUGCUUGAUGCAGAGAAGCAUGAAUCAAGGUUUAGUUGUACUCCUUGAAGUCUGAAGUUGUUUCUGAAACUAGAAUGUUACUUAUGGAUCUCAUAAAAUAACUGUAUCUUGGAUAGAUACUUAAUAAUGUGUGAUUUUAGUUGUAUUUGGCUAACUUCGGCUUCUGCCCCUUGUUUCUAUAUGAAUACAAUCUUAUGUUCAAAUUAGUCUCAUGUUUUCUGAUA
Theobroma umbraticum is the source of this 683-nucleotide messenger RNA. Its product is annotated as thioredoxin H-type-like. The record is from RefSeq and is a predicted model, not a curated record. NCBI's taxonomy places the organism in Eukaryota, Viridiplantae, Streptophyta, Magnoliopsida, Malvales, Malvaceae.